AUGGACGACUCACACGACACGACAUCGAUAGCAAGACGAGAGCGAAAAGCCACAUCGACACCCACAGAUUCACCAACCGCAGAUUCCGCAGACGCUUCUCCCACAUCAAGGCGCAAGAACCAAGAAGCAUGGCAGCUCCAAAAAGCAGCCCUCAAAGAGAAAUUCCCCGACGGCUGGCAGCCGCGCAAACGCCUCUCCCCAGACGCCCUCGCCGGCAUCCGCGCGCUCAACGCCCAGUUCCCCGAAACCUACACGACGGAAGCCCUGGCGGACAAGUUCCAGGUCUCGAGCGAGGCCAUACGCAGGAUCCUCAAGAGCCACUGGCGGCCGUCGUCGCUGGAGGAAGAGGACCGCCAGCAGCGGUGGUUCCGGCGCGGCAAGCAGGUGUGGGAGCAAAAGGCCGCGCUGGGCAUCAAGCCGCCGCAGAGGUGGCGCGUCGAGGGCGUUGCGCGAGACCCGGGCUAUCACGAGUGGAGCAGGAAGGCGUCGCAGCGGGAGAGGGAGUGGGAGGAGGAGGAGAAUCGCAAGUAUCGGGCGUAUUUGGACAAGAAGAAGAGGAAGAAGACGGAGUUUACAAAGGGAUGGUGA
Trichoderma atroviride IMI 206040 is the source of this 588-nucleotide messenger RNA. RefSeq lists its product as uncharacterized. Gene Ontology annotation, cellular component: nucleus. NCBI's taxonomy places the organism in Eukaryota, Fungi, Ascomycota, Sordariomycetes, Hypocreales, Hypocreaceae. The record is from RefSeq and is a predicted model, not a curated record.